AUGGAUCCUCAGCACAGCGAGAGUUCAAACCCGCAAGGAGAAGUCAGGAACUCCAAUAACCGUCGACAUGACGACAAACGACCACCGAAGAAGAAAGGCUUGAACCCACUACAGCGGGCGAUUCAGGAUUUUGUAACGCAUCAUCUCCCACCAUCUCUACUUUCUGACCACGGCGUAUCACCAGAUGCACUGUCAUCGUCCUUUCCGAAGAGAUUUUCCAUAUAUGAGCCCAUGCUGCUUCUACCGGUCAAUGCGUUUGACACUCCGCCGUGGAGCACGGUCUACAAGGCCCUCAGUGCUGAACAGAAGGAAGCACUCUACGCGACGAUAGCGCGAAAUUUCAGCCGACAGCGCGUGACGCACGUUGCCAUCAAUGCACCUAUCGUGCUUACCGACAUGCAGGGGCAGGAGAACCGCAUGCGGAGUCCCGUGGGGUUGAUUCCGCUCUACGGGGACUUCGGACCUGUAGCCUCAGGGCAGGCAGAAGACGCGCAGCCAACGGAAGACGACUUCCAACGAGCGUUCUGGGUGCGCACUGUGCAGAUUCGUGGCAUUGAGCAGGUCUGGGCGCCGCUGCAUACGAUGUUCUCUCGCGGCAACAUCACGGAAAAACUGCGUAUCAUGGGCCACGAAGGCACGUUUGAAGGACUGGAUGAGCCAUCUCUGAGCGGAGAAAGAAUUGGAGACAUUGCCGUUGUGGAUAUGUAUGCGGGCAUCGGCUACUUUGUCUUUUCGUAUCUGAGACGCGGCGUCCGGCGUGUCUGGGGGUGGGAGAUCAAUGGCUGGUCGGUUGAAGGCCUCCGGAGAGGCUGUCUAGCCAAUGGGUGGGGCUGCAAAGUGGUCAGGAUUGAGAGCGAUGGCAGCUUGAGCGAACCGCUCCCAGAUCUGGUUGACGGCCUGCGCGACACGGACAGAGUGGUUGUGUUCCAUGGGGACAACAAGUAUGCGGCCGAUAUCAUGCGUGAAAUACGUGAACUCAUGCGGGACCGGCAGUUGUGGAACAGUAUCAGACAUGUCAAUCUUGGCCUUCUCCCGACAUCGCAGGAUGCCUGGGAUAGUGCGUGUAAGACGACUGACGUUGAAAAAGGCGGUUGGAUCCAUGUCCAUGAGAAUGUGGAUUUCCAGCAUACCGAAGAGAAAAAAUAUGAAGUGACUAUGGAGGUUGCCAGGCUGCGAUCCCAAGCGAUGGGUCUAUCUCAGGUCAUUGAAUCGACCGCCAUUUGUCGACAUAUCGAACAGGUCAAAACAUAUGCUCCUGGGGUCAUGCAUUGCGUCUUUGAUAUUGAGCUACCACCUCGUGGGAUGUUCUCGGAUCAGUUGAUGUGA
Messenger RNA from Aspergillus terreus NIH2624, 1326 nucleotides. Its product is annotated as tRNA(Phe) (4-demethylwyosine(37)-C(7)) aminocarboxypropyltransferase. The transcript has a single exon. Gene Ontology annotation, molecular function: S-adenosylmethionine-dependent methyltransferase activity; tRNA methyltransferase activity. Gene Ontology annotation, biological process: wybutosine biosynthetic process; tRNA methylation. The coding region runs from base 1 to 1326 and encodes 441 amino acids. NCBI's taxonomy places the organism in Eukaryota, Fungi, Ascomycota, Eurotiomycetes, Eurotiales, Aspergillaceae. The record is from RefSeq and is a predicted model, not a curated record. Gene Ontology annotation, cellular component: cytoplasm.